AUGUCAAUCAUCUCCAGGGCAUUUACAACAGCAGCAACAGCAGCAGCAGCAGGGCCCUUCAGGCUAGCCAUUGUUGGCAGUGGACCAGCUGGUUUCUAUACAGCACACCGAUUAUUAAAAGAAUGGCCCAAUACACAAAUAGACAUGUUUGAUAGUUUGCCCGUGCCUCAUGGUCUUGUGCGCUUUGGUGUGGCUCCAGAUCACCCCGAAGUCAAGAACGUCAUGACAACCUUUGAUAAAGUCGCUGAAGAUGAGCGAUUCCGCUUCCUGGGCAACGUCCCUGUCGGCACCAACAGCAGUAAAUCACUCAGCAUCAAAGAUUUACAAAACCAUUUUGACGCUGUUCUUCUCUCUUAUGGCGCUAGUGAAGAUAGAAAGAUGGGAAUACCUGGUGAAGAUACAUUCGGCGUCGAGUCGGCCCGGAGCUUUGUAGGUUGGUAUAAUGGCCACCCUUACUAUAGAGAUUUGAAGCUGGCGUUGGACGAUACAGAGACAGCGGUUGUAGUGGGUCAAGGCAAUGUGGCAUUGGAUAUUGCUCGUAUCCUACUCAGUCCCAUUGAUGUGUUGAGAAAGACGGAUAUUACGGAAUACGCCCUGGAGGCAUUGUCCAAGAGCAGAGUCAAGCAUGUGCAUGUGGUGGGCCGUAGAGGUCCUGUUCAGGUGUCAUUCACUUCAAAAGAAUUGAGAGAGCAAAUGUCACUUCCUGGCGUAGAGUUCAAGGCUGACAUGGAUUUUAUUAAGCGAGCAAUCGCAGAAUCACAACCCUUCAUCAGCAAGAAUCGACCCUUAAAGCGCUUGAUGGGAUUGUUAGAAAAAGGAUCACCUACACAGCAUGCGGAUAAGUCAUGGACAGCUCAAUUCUUGCGUAGUCCUGUCGAGAUUUUAGCACAGAACGACCGUGUGAGUGGUAUCCGAUAUGAAAUCAACCGCUUAGAAGGGCCUUUAGAGAAGAGACGUGCUGUGGGCACUGGUGAAUUUGAAUCACAAGAGUGCGGUAUGGUGUUUACAAGCAUUGGAUACAAGAGUGUGCCUAUCAAGGGCGUGCCAUUUGAUCAUCGCCAAGGCAGGGUGCCCAACACGUAUGGCAAAAUCGUGGACAAGGAUGACAAUGAAUUGGCUGGUAUGUAUACAGCUGGCUGGCUGAAACGAGGUCCUACCGGUGUGAUUGUAUCUACCAUGACAGACGCCUAUGAAACAGCAGAUACCAUUGUGGAUGACUUGAAGAAUGGCAAAGACAUGCUGUCAUCAUCUGAGGCUGGAGCAGACAUUGAUGAAUUGCUCAAGGAACGUGGUAUUCAACCUGUCAGUUAUCAAGACUGGAAACAGAUUGAAGCUGCAGAAUUCGCUGUGGGUGGGAAGUUGGGUAAACCCAGAGAGAAAUUCUCAAGAAUACAAGAUAUGCUGGCUGUGCUUGGUCGUUCCUGA
This is a messenger RNA of Mucor velutinosus, 1425 nucleotides long. RefSeq lists its product as uncharacterized. NCBI's taxonomy places the organism in Eukaryota, Fungi, Mucoromycota, Mucoromycetes, Mucorales, Mucoraceae. Gene Ontology annotation, cellular component: mitochondrion. The transcript is spliced from 3 exons. Gene Ontology annotation, biological process: ubiquinone biosynthetic process. The record is from RefSeq and is a predicted model, not a curated record. Bases 1 to 1425 code for a protein of 474 amino acids.